UAUAUACACAAUUGAAAACUAUUUAAUAAAUCGCAGGAAAAUAAUUUAACCAGUGAACUUGUGGCGCAGAUGAACCAUUUUCGUCCUUGUAUUAUCCAUCCCUGAAUCAUCUGUAUAAUUCGGAACCAGUUAUCGUCGAACCAUCUGCGAAGGAGUUUUAUGGAGCGAGCUUUUGAAACUCUGUUCUGACUUCUGAGUAAUUGUGAGAUGUUUCAUCAGGUUAAUUUGUCAUGGGAAACAAAUUUGUCAGGGGAGACAAAGCGGCGAAGCAAGAAAAGAAUGACAUAAUAUUACUCAAAAUUGUUCCUCCUGUGGACCAGACAUAUGUUAAAUGGCUUGCCAAAGACCUUGCAAGAAUUCACAGCUUUACUCCCAAACGUGCUCGCCCAGUGCAGCCGCCAGAUCAUUAUGUAGAAUAUAUGAAGUUGAAUGGAUGGCUGGAUGUGGAUUUGGAUGAUCCUGAUCUUGCUCAUUUGUUCAAGUAGACGAUUUCUGUAUGACACAGACAAUUAGCGUGAUUUUAUAGCCGCAUUAAGAUAAUAUUAAAUUGUUCAGUGAGCAAGAGAAGGUAGGCAUGUUGUGGCUUUUGUUUGACUAAGAAAUUCUUGUAGAUGGUCGUAUUCCGAAACACUAAUGUUGAUCACAACUCACCAGUGGACGAAGAAACAUGCUAUAUUGUAUGCAAUAGAAUUUUUUGUUCAAUCAUGUUCUGUUCUUAAUAUCAUGUGUGCUGGCAAUGUGGUUUGUCACAUUAGGAAGUUUAUCAACAUUUGUAAUGAUGUGAACAUAUUCUCUUCUUUGAGUGAGUUCUUAAAAUUUUGCCAUUGCAA
Messenger RNA from Vigna radiata var. radiata (mung bean), 830 nucleotides. RefSeq lists its product as uncharacterized. Bases 231 to 485 code for a protein of 84 amino acids. The record is from RefSeq and is a predicted model, not a curated record. The transcript has 3 exons. Lineage: Eukaryota; Viridiplantae; Streptophyta; Magnoliopsida; Fabales; Fabaceae.